AGCACGUUUGUGAGAGAAGCUAUACAGUAUAUACUUAGCCAGGUUUAACAGUGGACAGCUUCAGGGAGAAUGAACUAGCUAACCGCAGCUAGCGCCUAACUGCUGCCAAUGGUUUCCCCCUCCCCUCCCAUAAAACUCCUGCAUUAUUCUAUGGUUCAAAAGGCCGUUGUGUCUCUUUCACUGCCUUGCACUGAGGACUCUGUCGUGGGCGGCGCAGUAAGAGAACUGUAUAGGAGGGGCUUAGGAAAGACAAAUGUGUCAUAAGUAACUAGCACAGGUCUGACCAGCCUAGUGGCUUAAUCCUUUUCAGGAAGGAGUGAUCUGUGCCGUUGUUUUCAGGAAGAUGCAGGCUUACAGACGCAGUUUCGUCCCGGGAAGCGCCGGCCGCCUCGCAGUCCUGCAGCGCCACCUCAGUGCGGUUCCAUUAUCAGGACAAGUUACAUCUGCAGUCUAUCCAUCUAAGUUUUGCUACACUUUAGAUAACAGACUUCUGACUACAGAACAAAGACAAUUCUAUGAGGAAAAUGGAUUUCUGGUCAUAAAGAACUUGGUUUCAGCUGUGGACAUUGAGUGCUUCCGAAAAGAGUUUGAGAGACUGUGCAAGAAAGAGGUGACAGUCCCUGGGCUACAGAUUAUGAGGGAUAUAGCAAUUGCCAAGUCUGAAUUUGUACCAGAACAAAAGGCUAUCACAAAGGUUCAGAACUUCCAGGAUGACCCUGAGCUAUUCAGAUAUUGUUCCCUGCCUCAGGUUGUUAAGUAUGUCGAAUGCUUUACAGGACCUAAUAUCAUGGCUAUGCAUACCAUGCUUAUAAACAAGCCACCUGAUGCAGGCAAGAAAAGUUCUCGCCACCCUAUGCACCAAGACUUGCAUUACUUCCCAUUCAGACCAUCAGAUCGCAUUGUUUGUGCUUGGACAGCCAUGGAAAGGAUUGACCGCAGCAAUGGCUGCCUUGUUGUAAUUCCAGGGACACACAAGGGAACGCUAAAGCAGCACGACUAUCCAGAAUGGGAGGGUGGAGUUAAUAAAAUGUACCAUGGUGUUCGUGACUUUGAUCUCAGUAUUCCCAGGGUCCAUCUUGUCAUGGAGAAGGGAGAUACUGUAUUCUUCCACCCCUUGCUUAUCCAUGGCUCUGGAAUGAAUAGAACAGCAGGAUUCAGAAAGGCAAUAUCUUGCCAUUAUGCCAGUGCAGACUGCCAUUAUAUUGAUGUAAAGGGGACCACCCAGGAGAACAUUGAGAAGGAGGUGGUGGAAUUGGCACAAAAGCGCUAUGGGUUAUCUGAUCUCACUCUGAAGGAUACUUGGAUGAUUAGGGCCCGGCUUAUAGAUGGAGAGAGAACAAACCUAUAAUUUGUUCUGCAAUUGGUGUUGAAAAGAAGAAAUUGAUCCUAAUGUCUAAUGUAAUUGCUGUUCAAUGUUACAAUGAAAAUGGGUUGCUGUGUUGCCACAAUAGCCUUAAAUGAUAAAUUAGGGGUUCUCUCAGUUGAUUGUUUUAGGGCCACAGUCACAUAUGGAUCCACUCUCAUCCGCAGCUAUGAUAGGCUGCACUGACAGGCACAGUGCUGACGUGACUGCAGCUACAGGAGCAUUUACAGGCUGAUCUAAGUGCAGCUACAUGGACCUGCGGAUAAAAUAGGAGCCACUUCUCUCCAGCUGCCUACAAAAACACAGGUGGAGAGAAGCAGAUGGUACACAACAUGUGACAGUGACCUUAAGAUUUGCUGGUAAUAAAUUAAUAUUAAAGAAUAAUAAUAAAUAAGAAUUUAUUCCACAUAAUUCACCUCUCAAAGCUGAUGCUAAAAUUCAGAACCAACUGACAGUACAAUGUCUGCCACUAAAAUCUAAGAUCUUAAGAAAUAUUUUACAUUUCUAAUAAAAUAUAUUUAGAAAGCUGCUGCAAUAUGCAUAAAGCAGAUUAUAUAUAAAAAUGCAUUUAACGAUGGUUAUUAGCUAUUCCCCAGCAUUUUAACACUUCCUCUGCUGUUGGUGCCUGACUGUAUAAUCUCUGUAGUUUUAUAUAACCAUUAAGGCAGAACGCACUGGAAAGAAAAUUUUCCUUGUGUCAGUAAUGUGUAACUAAAAACAAACUAAAAACUAAAACUACAGCAAAUCAUCAUAAACACUGAAUCGUAAAAUAUUGCUAAACACAGUGAUACUUAUUGUAUCAGUUGGUUGCACCCUAGAUGAAAAUAUCAUUGUAUUAUAUUCUAUAUAAAACAAAAUGUAAAAUUGUAAAUGUGUUUCAAAUAAAGCUCUAACAUCUUGUA
Messenger RNA from Xenopus tropicalis (tropical clawed frog), 2265 nucleotides. RefSeq names its product phytanoyl-CoA 2-hydroxylase (gene phyh). NCBI's taxonomy places the organism in Eukaryota, Metazoa, Chordata, Amphibia, Anura, Pipidae. Gene Ontology annotation, molecular function: phytanoyl-CoA dioxygenase activity; catalytic activity. Gene Ontology annotation, cellular component: peroxisome. Bases 344 to 1348 code for a protein of 334 amino acids. Gene Ontology annotation, biological process: fatty acid alpha-oxidation. The transcript is spliced from 9 exons. The record is from RefSeq and is a predicted model, not a curated record.